AGACAUUCCCAACCACGUGUAUCAUAACAUUGCAGAAAACGUGUUCAUCUUCUUUGAUUCACUCGGAGAGUAAAAACAAAUGCUAGAAUCGUUAAAACAGUUUAUAUCCAGAUAAACUUGCGUUUUCAGUUGCAUUGUAAUUAACCGGAGAGUUUCUAACAUCUAACACGUGGUUAUUGAUUGUUUUUAAAUCGGAGUGUAUAUGAUUUUGAUGAAAUGGAGAUCGACGUGAGAUUAAUGAGCGAAAGAGAAAAAGAUGAAGAUUCGUUUACCGAAUCUAAGCAUUUAUUAACACCUGGGAAUGUUGUUGUAGAAAAUGGUUUAGGAUUUAUGAGUGGACAUGGAACUUAUGUUAGAGAUGAUAAGUUAUUUGCUUCUGUUGCUGGUAUUGCUGAAAGGGUUAAUAAACUGAUAAGUGUGAAACCUUUAAAGACAAGAUAUAUUGGAGAAGUUGGUGAUGUUAUUAUUGGCAGGAUAAGAGAAGUUCAACAAAAACGUUGGAAAGUAGAAACAAAUUCUAAGUUGGAUUCAAUUCUAUUGUUAUCAUCUGUAAAUCUUCCGGGAGGUGAACUUAGAAGAAAAACUGCAGAUGAUGAAGUGAUGAUGAAACAAUUUUUAACAAAAGGUGACCUCAUAAGUGCUGAAGUGCAAUCCAUAUUUUCGGAUGGUUCUUUAUCUUUGCAUACGCGUAGUUUAAAAUAUGGAAAGUUAAAUCAAGGAACUUUAGUAUGUGUUUGCCCAACACUAGUAAAAAGAAGGAAAACUCAUUUUCACAAUUUGCCAUGUGGAGCUCAUAUUAUCUUAGGUAAUAAUGGUUAUAUAUGGAUUUCUCCAGUCAUCAAUGAAGAUGUAGAGCAUUCAGGUGGAUAUGCACAAUGUUUAGAGCAAAUAUCAAGAAGUGAUCGAGAGACAAUAGCCAGAUUGAGAAAUUCUAUCAUGGCUCUGGCAAACUGGAAGCUGAUGCUAUUCGAUACAAGCAUACAAUAUGCUUUUGAAGAAUCAUUACAAUACCAAAUAAAACAUAUUUUAAAACCAGAAAAUGAAAAAGAUAUUGCAACUAAAGUACAGUUCCGUUUAGAUAAAGAGAUUUCAUUUAUAAACUGAUUCGACAUGACAGUAAACAACAAA
Messenger RNA from Centruroides sculpturatus (bark scorpion), 1128 nucleotides. RefSeq names its product exosome complex component RRP4-like (gene Rrp4). The record is from RefSeq and is a predicted model, not a curated record. Gene Ontology annotation, biological process: exonucleolytic trimming to generate mature 3'-end of 5.8S rRNA from tricistronic rRNA transcript (SSU-rRNA, 5.8S rRNA, LSU-rRNA); nuclear polyadenylation-dependent rRNA catabolic process; CUT catabolic process. Gene Ontology annotation, cellular component: nuclear exosome (RNase complex); cytoplasmic exosome (RNase complex). NCBI's taxonomy places the organism in Eukaryota, Metazoa, Arthropoda, Arachnida, Scorpiones, Buthidae. Bases 217 to 1104 code for a protein of 295 amino acids. Gene Ontology annotation, molecular function: RNA binding. The transcript has 8 exons.